This is a messenger RNA of Cooperia oncophora, 417 nucleotides long. The record is from the annotation of a GenBank genome assembly. Lineage: Eukaryota; Metazoa; Nematoda; Chromadorea; Rhabditida; Trichostrongylidae.
AUGAGUCGGAGAGGACCUUUGCAAAAGAAUGAAGAGACGGACAAGCCGUUGCGAAUUGCUAUUGUGGAGAAAGAUCGAUGCAAACCGAAGAACUGUGGACUUCUUUGCAAACGAUCCUGUCCUGUAAAUAAAAUGGGAAAACAAUGCAUUGUCGUCGAGGCAACAUCCACUAUAGCAGAAAUUUCCGAAGUGCUCUGCAUUGGUUGUGGUAUAUGCGUGAAGAAAUGUCCCUAUAAUGCUAUCACGAUUAUCAAUUUACCGACAAAUCUCGCGAAUGAGACUACGCAUCGUUACUCGAUGAACUCCUUCAAAUUACAUCGUCUUCCCACUCCACGUACUGGAGAGGUGCGUUUUUACUGCUCUCUGAAAAAUUGGCCGUUGGCUUCCGAAAGAAGGGUUGGGGAAGAGGUUAUGUAG